AUGACAUACGUCAAGUCAUCGUUAACUUCCCCGGGACUUCCGGCCAUCACUUCUGAGAUUGAUAAGUCACAAGCAUUGGUUGUGCUUCCUGAAUCAUUAACUCCUUGGAAAACUUCAAUAUUGUCCUGUGGGGCUUCAUUGGGGUCGACCAUCGUGGGGUUCCCCUUUGAUAGCAUCAAAACUAGAAUGCAGACUCAUAAGUACAGCGGCUCAAUCGAUUGUCUUAGGCAAGCGAUUCGUCACGAAGGUGUAGCAGGGUUAUUUCGUGGGAUCACCGCCCCAUUAUUGUCGAUUGCUUGUUCCAAGUCUUUGGCGGUGAGCAUUUAUACUUACUCGAAGCCUCAAGUAGCCGCUCUUCAAGAGCAAAUUGUUCUGUCGUCAUCCAAUAAAAACCACAAGAACAAUGAAGGAACGCCCAGCCACAGAAACUUGAUAUUGGCAAAUAUUCCCACGACAUAUAUUGCCGGAUCAUUCACCGGGGUCAUGGUAACAUUAUUCUCAUGUCCAUUCGAGUUCACGAAACUUUACUCACAAAUCGGGAUGAUCGAAGGUCGGAAAUUGGGGUUGAAUGUAACGGUUCCUCGAACGGUGGUUGGAGUGUCUAAACAGAUCAUUCAGUGCGAAGGAAUUAUCGGACUUUACUCGGGGUUGAAACUCCACAUGUUUAGAGAACUCGUGGGUAGCGGGUUGUACUUUGCAGUAUACGAAACCACAAAAUUGAUGAUCAAUGAAUCAAUAGCCAACGGAACAGGAUAUAUUUCUGGUACUAAAAUACCAGUGGGCCCAAUUUCCAUCGCUAUUGCUGGGGGACUUUCAGGGAUUCUCACCUGGGCAGUGGUAUUCCCAAUAGAUACAAACAAAUCAUUGAUUCAGCGAGAUAUUGUGUCAAAUAUUAUUCGACAACAAAAUGGGUUGGAAAAAACUAAAGUGAAAGCCAGGAUUCAUUUGCCAACGAGGAGGAUGUAUCGUGGGUUAGGGGUGACGGUUACGAGGUCGGUGAUUAAUAGCAUGGUAUUCUUUGGGGCAUUUGAGUAUUUAAUGAAACAUGUGGCAUGA
Messenger RNA from Saccharomycopsis crataegensis, 1056 nucleotides. RefSeq lists its product as uncharacterized. The coding region runs from base 1 to 1056 and encodes 351 amino acids. The record is from RefSeq and is a predicted model, not a curated record. Gene Ontology annotation, biological process: mitochondrial transport; carnitine transmembrane transport. Lineage: Eukaryota; Fungi; Ascomycota; Saccharomycetes; Ascoideales; Saccharomycopsidaceae. Gene Ontology annotation, molecular function: O-acyl-L-carnitine transmembrane transporter activity. Gene Ontology annotation, cellular component: mitochondrial envelope. The transcript has a single exon.